This is a messenger RNA of Ilex paraguariensis (yerba mate), 732 nucleotides long. Lineage: Eukaryota; Viridiplantae; Streptophyta; Magnoliopsida; Aquifoliales; Aquifoliaceae. The record is from the annotation of a GenBank genome assembly.
AUGGGAAGGUCUCCUUGCUGUGAGAAAGCUCAUACCAACAAAGGAGCAUGGACCAAAGAAGAAGAUGAUCGGCUCAUCGCAUAUAUCCGAGCUCAUGGUGAAGGCUGCUGGCGGUCACUUCCGAAGGCCGCCGGCCUUCUCCGGUGCGGCAAGAGUUGUCGGCUCCGAUGGAUUAACUACUUGAGGCCUGACCUCAAACGUGGGAAUUUUACAGAAGAAGAAGAUGAACUCAUAAUCAAACUGCAUAGUCUCCUUGGUAACAAGUGGUCUCUAAUAGCUGGAAGAUUACCAGGAAGAACAGACAAUGAGAUAAAGAAUUAUUGGAACACCCACAUAAGAAGAAAGCUUCUUAGCCGUGGCAUCGAUCCAUCGACUCACCGGCCAAUCAACGAGCCUGCGCAGGAAGUGACAACCAUAUCUUUUUCAAGUGCUGCUGUUAAAGUAGAAGAGAAAAUAACUAGUGGUUUUGUAAUCAAAGAAGAGAAGAGCCCGGUUCGCGAACGGUGUCCGGACUUGAACCUUGAUCUGAGAAUUAGUCCUCCUUAUCACCACCAAUCUGAGCCAUUGAAGACCGGAGGGAGGACUAGCAGUAUAUGUUUUGCUUGCAGUUUGGGAAUACAAAAUAGUAAAGACUGCAAUUGUAGCAAUGGUACAAGUAGCAGUGGCACUGGUUAUGAUUUCUUAGGGUUGAAAAAUGGUGUUUUAGAUUACAGAAGCUUGGAGAUGAAAUGA